Messenger RNA from Penicillium maclennaniae, 327 nucleotides. RefSeq lists its product as uncharacterized. The record is from RefSeq and is a predicted model, not a curated record. The transcript is spliced from 3 exons. NCBI's taxonomy places the organism in Eukaryota, Fungi, Ascomycota, Eurotiomycetes, Eurotiales, Aspergillaceae. The coding region runs from base 1 to 327 and encodes 108 amino acids.
AUGUCCUUCCUCACAUCCAUCCGUGCUGGCUCCCGCCGAGCCGUGCAAACCAGCUACACCAUCCCCUGCACACCCGCAUUCCACACCUCCGCAGUACAGCGUACCCUGAAAGAGAGCGACAAGAACCGAGAUGAUUUGUCCAAUAUCUAUGAAGCCGAGAAAGAACAGCAACUGAAGAGGACGAAGGAAGGAAAGGCGGCUUGGAAUCACGAUCUGGCGAGUAACAGCGAGGCGGAUAUCAAGGCGGAUCGAGGUGAAACGGGCGCCGAGGACAAGAGCUUCGAAGAGAUGCAGCAGAAGUCAAAACAGAUGCUGAACCGGAAGUAA